This is a messenger RNA of Rotaria socialis, 381 nucleotides long. The record is from the annotation of a GenBank genome assembly. Lineage: Eukaryota; Metazoa; Rotifera; Eurotatoria; Philodinida; Philodinidae.
AUGUCUAAAGAGGAUCAAACAAAAAUAUCUCUUGAAUUAAAAGCAAAAACGGCUUUUGAUGAACUAAAUAAACGUGCUAGCACACAACCAACUCUUGUUAAAAGAAUCGGUGCUAUAAUUCAAUUUGACAUAACAAAAGAUGGAAAAUUUCAACAUAGUUGGAUUAUCGAUGGUAAACAAGGAUUUAUAUAUGACGGAAAACCAACUGAAGGAACAACAGCUCAAGUAACAAUUACCGUUGAUGAUAAUGAUUUUGUUGAAUUGGCUUUAGGCAACGCAAAUGCACCUGCAUUGUUUGCUAAAGGCAAACUCAAAGUGAAAGGCAAUGUAAUGCUAGCACAAAAACUAUCAACACUCUUCAAGGAACAAUCAAAACUAUAG